Rhagoletis zephyria (snowberry fruit fly) is the source of this 1375-nucleotide messenger RNA. Its product is annotated as lysyl oxidase homolog 2A-like. Gene Ontology annotation, biological process: peptidyl-lysine oxidation. The record is from RefSeq and is a predicted model, not a curated record. Gene Ontology annotation, molecular function: copper ion binding; protein-lysine 6-oxidase activity. Gene Ontology annotation, cellular component: membrane. NCBI's taxonomy places the organism in Eukaryota, Metazoa, Arthropoda, Insecta, Diptera, Tephritidae.
UAACACGCUCUUAUUGUAUGUAAGUACUUGCCUUUUGUUUAUAUUCACAUGCAUGCAAAAAUUAUUUUUUUUUUACAUUUUCAUAAAAAAUUGUUUUCAUAUUGACCUACAUAAAUACAUACAAAUGAUGUAAGUUUCAGCUCGUAAAACACCUUUAAGUCUCCAGUCAUUGAACUUCCGCAGCAUUUUGUUUUCCUCAGUUGCCAAGUUCAAUCUAUUUUGCAAGCGAUGAUUGAUCUGAAUUUUUUCUCGCGCUUUAUCGCAGUUGUACUAAUAUUACGCAACCAUGGCGGUGCACAAGCACUCGACAGGAAAUAUCAAGAUAUGUUGGUUCGACUUAACUCCGACAAUCCGAUAAGCAAUCCAAGCGAAGGACGCGUUGAAGUGAGCUUUGAUAGCGGCGCUAAUUGGGGCACAAUUUGCAGCUCAGCGUGGAGCUUUCGAGAGGGCAACGUUGUUUGCCAGCAGUUGGGCCUCGGCUUUGCUGCCAUGGUCAAUCAGACUACCAGCUUCGGUGACAGCAAAGCAUAUCCUUGGGCCUUGGUCGGCACGCUCUGUCGUGGCAAUGAGACCCGUUUGACGGAAUGUUCACGUGAGGCUACCUAUCCCACGAAUUGUACCGAGCAGAAUCAAAAUGUGGCAGUGGUGCGAUGCGUGCCGCAAAGUGCUGACUUGGCUUUGGGCUUGCGAGACAUUGAAUUAUCGGCGCGGCUCGAUCUGGCGCCGAUGACGCGACUCACUUGCGCGAUGGAGGAGAAUUGUGUUGCCGCUGAAGCAUAUAUAAUACGGCGCACGCAACCGAAUGCGGUGCGCAAUUUAUUGCGUUUCACAACCAAAGCAGAAAAUGUGGGCGAUGCCGAUUUCAGUCCUUAUUCCAAUUACAGGGAUUGGGAAUGGCACCAGUGCCAUCAACAUUAUCACAGCAUGAACGUAUUCGCCACCUUCGAUAUAUACGAUUUGAACUAUAGAAAAGUGGCACAGGGACACAAGGCCUCAUUCUGUUUGAUGGACACGAGUUGUGCACCAGACGUUAGUCCGAGAUACACGUGCGGCAAUGAGACACAAGGCAUUUCGAUUGGCUGUGCCGAUUCGUAUACUGCUGAAUUGGACUGCCAAUGGGUCGAUGUGACGGGCUUGCCGACGAAUCAAACUUAUAUUCUUCGUAUUGCCCUUAAUCCGGAGUAUAAAAUCGGUGAACGAUCUUUUGAGAAUAAUGGUGCUGAGUGUACUGUGCAUUACACGGGCGAAAUAGGUACAACAAGGGUUACAAAUUGUCGUCGCACAGGAGUGUGGUUUAAUGCUUGAUCGCUUAUAUUUUUUUGUAGACACAUUUUAAGCAUGUAAUUGAAUUAAAAUUAAAAUAAAAACCGUUGAA